Molecule: messenger RNA, 1893 nt
Organism: Sodiomyces alkalinus F11
Lineage: Eukaryota; Fungi; Ascomycota; Sordariomycetes; Glomerellales; Plectosphaerellaceae
Exons: 1
Coding region: 1-1893 (630 amino acids)
Molecular function (GO): nucleic acid binding
Source: RefSeq, a predicted model, not a curated record
AUGGCGUAUCACUACACUCAGUCCUCUGUUCCCGGUGCUGUCACCCGUGUCACUUGGAACAGGGCCCCUGGUCCCGAUGACAAUGACAAUCCGAACCAAGGCCGUGCUGCUUCAACCAGAGCUCCGCAGCAACCUCUGACCCAUUUGGGUGCCGGUCACAAUGAAGAACAGGCCCUCGUGAAUGCUCUUCUGGCUGCUGCUCGCCUGCAAUAUGAAGCUCAGCAUGGCUAUGAUGUAGCUCCUCCUGCAUCUCGUUUCAACUCGGGCCACAUGCAAUACAAUGCUCCCAACUACCCUGCCACCGUCCAUGGUAUGGCCACUCGGGGAAUGAAUCCCGGCACUGCCAACUUGGCUGUCGGUCAUGGAAGAAACAAUACCUUCCACGCCCCCUCGUCCGAGGACGAUAUGGCAUACACUCGGGUCCCUGCCAACACUCCCACGGCUGAGACUGUCACUCCGGUUCUGAACAGCGGCCAUGAGUCGUCGCCUCUCGAUCAGCAGUCGUCUGCUACCUCGUUUUCCACGGAUGGCUCUUUCCACGACGACAUUUACCGGAAUGAUGGGACCAUGGGUCGUCGUUUUCCUGCCCCUCAGACCAAUGCAUUUCGUCGGCAGGAGGCUCUCCCCUUUUCGCCCAUUCCUUACGGGGGCACUCCUUACAGGGACUCGUUCAACCCGUACCAGUCCAUGACUGCCAUUGGUAUUUACAAUGGGGAUCGCACCGCCAUCAUGGGCACUCCCGUUGGGAACAGAGUCUCGGGCCAGCCGCCUAUUGCACCUCCUCCCGGUUUUAUGACCGCGGGAGCCGGUAUGAACAUGAAGCGUGGCAGCCAGGGCUCGCAGGUUUUCCAAGAUUCUCGCAUCGGCCAGAUUGGCCAGGUUCAGAAUGGGCAGAAUGCUCUUGUCCCGGCUUCUGCCUUCCGCACCGUUGGUACGCAGCCUGCUCUUCCUCGGUCCACCACGGCUCCAACCGUCUUGAACCCUGCCAUGCCGUCUUCUUCUGUCAAUCCCGGCAGCGGCAACAACCAUGGCGGUCGGGCUCCUGGCCCCAGCAACCCAGUUGCCGCUCCCAUCGUCAACCAUGUCUCCCGUUUCAUGAACACCCACCACAUGGCUCGUUCUCCCAACACAGUCGGCCGCCACCAGAGCUUCCUGCCCAGCAACGCGGUCCUCCGCUCAGCCGGGUACGACCCCACGCAGCACAACGCGCACGAACUCGCCGUGAUCAAGAUCCAGCACGGCAUCUCGCCCAACUACCAGGGCGACCCGACCAUCGCGCGCAACCACAGCGCCAACAUCCCGCAGUCGGAGAACUGCUCCUUCUGGAUCGUCAACCUGCCCCCCCGCGUCACGACGCACGAGCUGCUCUCGGAGAUCCGCAACAUCGGCCGCAUCUUCGCCUGCGUCAUCAACGCCCCGCAGCCCCAGCGCGGCCACUGCACCGCCGCCGCCAAGGUCGUCUUCUUCGACCUGUGGGCCGCCCAGCGCUUCUACGCCACCUACACGCGCUCCCGCCUCGUGGUCGGCGGUUACCGCUGCCGCGUCAACCUGAACCGGAUUCGUUCCGCUGAGGCCGAGGGUCCCGGCAACCGCACCCGCGUCGUCGUGCUCAAGGGCGAUCCUGCGUUUGUCAACGAGGCUUCGCUUACCGCCUGGUUCGAGGAGCGGUUCAAGUUUGAGGUGGACGAGGUCAUCACGCACGUCCUCAACGAGCAUAUGGGCCACGUCGAGUAUCGCUUUGGCAGCUGGCGUUGUCAGGCCGAGACGGCUCGUGUCGCUAUCAUUCGCGAGCUUGGCUAUGACAGCCAGAACCCUAAGCCUGAGUGCCCGGUUUGGGAAAUGAAGUUUGGAUUGGACCCUUGUGCUCCUCAUCCCACUUCUGCCCUGCUCUAA